AGGCCGGGAGUCUGAGCUGCACAUGAGCACCUGUCAUUGCCUCUAGCAAGAGCACUAAGAACUUGGCACACAGUAAACGUGUGGACGUUGCUUUCUGUGGAUAUUAAAAGCUUGUUUUAGUCUUUACAAUGGAUCUCUCUCUGCACACCAUUCUGCUGAUCUCUGCAACAUUCUGUGUGUUUGUUGAAGAAGGAUUUGGACUACCCCUCUUCCAAACAUCAGAAACCCAGAGCUUUUCUUCUACAGCCGCAAGGGUUCGAACCAAACGCUGCUCCUGCAGUAACUGGAUGGAUAAGGAAUGCAUCUACUUUUGCCACUUGGACAUAAUCUGGGUCAACACACCUAGUAAGAUCACCCCGUAUGGCCUCGGAAGUCCUCUGUCUCGUCGGCGGCGCUCCACCGGGCGUUGCGAAUGUGCCAACCCCAACGAUCCUACCUGUUUCACUUUCUGCCACACCAGCUCAAUGGACCCAAGCCUAGUGAUUGUGAGUCCACUUGAUCCUGACGUGGGCGAUGUGGAUAAAACUGACAAAGAUCUCCUCACAUAUUUCAGGCAAGUUGCCAAGGUGAAUCUCCUCGCAGCCGAGCAUUCUUCUGUCUCAAGAAAAAAGCUGAUCAAGACCAACAAAUCUUGAGCCAGCCAGAGAAAGAUGCAGAGCAAUAAGAAACAAAGGAUCAAAAUCUUCCCAGGAAGACAUGUCAUUCCUUGGUAAGAAACUGAUGCCCUUGAGAGGAUCUCUUCUGCUCAAAACUGGGCUAUGACUAGAAGGACAAUUGAGAGAAAGUUCUCUCAGAAGACAAUGGAAGACCUAAGAAUGCUCAUGGGGGAAAAAAAAUACAUCUAUUAAAUAUACUGACAGUGUUAAAAGGAAAAGACUUAAGGCAUUCAGGGCCACAAUUAAUACACAGAAACGUCACGGAUCAGAGAAGCAGUGGAAUGUCUGGAAAUGCCUAUUUGAAUAGAAGUGUGCCUUGUGUUGUUUUACAAUUGGAGGAAUGGAGCACCUUGAACACCUGUGAAAUGGUGGCCUUUCCAAAGCAAGGAAUGUUAAGCCAAACCGCAAAAAAACAAAACACCCCCCCCCCCCC
Ictalurus punctatus (channel catfish) is the source of this 1089-nucleotide messenger RNA. RefSeq names its product endothelin 2 (gene edn2). The transcript has 5 exons. Gene Ontology annotation, molecular function: endothelin B receptor binding; hormone activity. The record is from RefSeq and is a predicted model, not a curated record. The coding region runs from base 129 to 635 and encodes 168 amino acids. NCBI's taxonomy places the organism in Eukaryota, Metazoa, Chordata, Actinopteri, Siluriformes, Ictaluridae. Gene Ontology annotation, biological process: vein smooth muscle contraction; intracellular calcium ion homeostasis; regulation of systemic arterial blood pressure by endothelin. Gene Ontology annotation, cellular component: extracellular region.